Molecule: messenger RNA, 314 nt
Organism: Diabrotica virgifera virgifera (western corn rootworm)
Lineage: Eukaryota; Metazoa; Arthropoda; Insecta; Coleoptera; Chrysomelidae
Product: cytochrome b-c1 complex subunit 9
Exons: 2
Coding region: 77-259 (60 amino acids)
Biological process (GO): mitochondrial electron transport, ubiquinol to cytochrome c
Source: RefSeq, a predicted model, not a curated record
CUGUUGACAUUUAACAUUGACACUAGACAGUUCAGGUUUUUGCAAAUUAAAGCCCGAAUUUUUUCAGGCGAUAAAAAUGGGUCUUUCUAGCACAAUUUACAAUUCCAUUUUUAAAAGAACCUCAACAAUGGCUUUAGCUGUUGUUGUUUCUGCAUUUUUCUUCGAGAGAACUUUCGAUUUAGCAACAGACACCUUUUUUGAAAGAUAUAAUGAAGGGAAAUUAUGGAAACACAUCAAGGACAAAUAUGAGCAGGAAUAAGUGAUAAUUAUUUUUUGUUAGUAUAAUUUAUUGUAAAUAAAAAAACUUCUGCCCA